Tripterygium wilfordii is the source of this 3003-nucleotide messenger RNA. RefSeq names its product zinc finger CCCH domain-containing protein 5. The record is from RefSeq and is a predicted model, not a curated record. NCBI's taxonomy places the organism in Eukaryota, Viridiplantae, Streptophyta, Magnoliopsida, Celastrales, Celastraceae. Gene Ontology annotation, cellular component: spliceosomal complex; U2AF complex. The transcript is spliced from 9 exons. Gene Ontology annotation, biological process: mRNA splicing, via spliceosome. Gene Ontology annotation, molecular function: metal ion binding; pre-mRNA 3'-splice site binding. Bases 129 to 2480 code for a protein of 783 amino acids.
UUGUGCUUCUCCGGGUCACCGAGCGCACUCUCUCACCCAUCUCAAAGACUCAAACCUCAAUAAAAAUUCCUGGAUUACCUUCUCCCGAAACUUACAGAAACGAAUCCUGCGAUACCGACGAUUCCAUAAUGGCCGAAGCAGCUGUAGGCGAAGUGGAGCAAGACGAAGGAGAGAGGGAAAACGACGAGAAGAAGAUGAGCCGGAAGGAGAAGCGUAAAGUGUGGAAGAAGCAGAAGAGGAAGCAAGCGAGGCGGGAGAUGGCGGAGAUAGAGAAGAAGGAGGAAGAAGCGACACUGAAUGAUCCAGAGGAGCAGAGAAGGGCGACGAUGAUGGAAGAGGAGGAGAGAACGAGGAUGGAGAGGGAGCGGAAGGAGUUUGAAGAGCGAGAGAGGGCGUGGAUGGAGGCCAUGGAGAGGAAGAAGAGAAUCCAAGAGGAAGAAGAAGAGAAGAGGAGAAAGACUCUAGAAGAAGAAGAAGAAGAAGAAGAAGAAGAAGAAAGGGAGUCUAAGAGGAGGAAACAGGAGGAUGAGUGUGAUGAGGAUGAUGACUGGGAAUAUGCAGAAGAAGGGCCAGCAGAAAUCAUCUGGCUUGGAAAUGAGAUAAUUGUCAGGAAGAAAAAAGUGAAGGUACCAAAGAAGAAUGCUGACCAACGAUGUUGGAAAGAGGAUUCUGAAAGGCCUACGUCAAAUCCUCUUCCUCCACAAUCUGAAGCUUUUGCUGAAUACCAGAAUCCCUCUCUGGUGUCAGCACAAGACGCACUUGAGAAUGUUGCCCAACAAGUACCAAAUUUUGGGACAGAACAAGAUAAAGCUCAUUGUCCUUUUCAUUUAAAGACUGGAGCUUGUCGGUUUGGUCAGCGCUGCAGUAGAGUUCAUUUUUAUCCUGAUAAGUCAUGCACACUGCUUAUGAAGAAUAUGUACAAUGGGCCCGGCCUUGCUUGGGAGCAAGAUGAGGGGCUAGAGUAUACUGAUGAAGAGGUAGAACGCUGCUAUGAAGAAUUUUAUGAGGAUGUGCAUACCGAGUUUUUGAAAUUUGGGGAAAUAGUGAAUUUCAAGGUUUGUAGAAAUGGAUCAUUCCAUUUGCGGGGAAAUGCGUAUGUCCAGUACAAGUCAUUAGAUUCUGCCAUUCUUGCAUAUCAUUCUAUCAAUGGGCGCUACUUUGCCGGCAAACAGGUAAUGUGUGAAUUUGUCAAUGUGACUAGAUGGAAGGUUGCUAUAUGUGGUGAAUAUAUGAAGUCAAGGCUUAAGGGUUGUUCUCAUGGAACUGCUUGCAAUUUUAUCCACUGUUUCCACAAUCCUGGUGGAGAUUAUGAGUGGGCUGAUUGGGAUAAACCACCACCAAGUUAUUGGGUGAAAAAGAUGGAUGCUUUAUUUGGUUAUUCUGAUGAUUCUGGGUACGAGAAGAUGAUGCACCUAGAACAUUCUGACAGGAAUCGUACAAGAAGAUCUAGAUCCAGAGAAGUGGAUCAUUUAUACGGUAGAAGCCGGGAGGAUGAUGACGAUGAUGAAGAUGACUCAUGUCAUCCCCAGCACACAAGUCAUGAUAGAAGGAGAUCGAAACCUUUUAACGGGAAACUAUGGGAAGAGAAUUCAAGUGUUGAAGAAGAAUAUCGUGAGAGCACAAUCCACAAUGCUAACUCUGAAGGCUUGUUGGAUGGGAAAAUGGACCUGGACAAAAUCAGAGACAGAGAUAGACGUCAUGGUCAUAGAGGCAAAACCUCCAAAGCCCAUAAUAACGUACCACAAUGCUCAAGUGAUUAUGGGGGCACCAAGAAGAGGACCCAUGAAGCUGAUUCGAUUAUGGAUUUGUCAGAUAGUGACAGGGACAUAUCCAGAUACCGUGGUCGCAUCAAGAGAUCUAGAGAACAGAGAGAAGGUCCUGCAGCAGAUGAUACUGGAGAUAGAAAGAGAACUUAUGAAGUUAACGGAUCUAAAUUGGAAAGGGACAGACACAAAGAAAGGCAUCAUAGUCGAUCGGUGAAAAGUACAAGACUACGGAGCAAAUUAGGAUACCCAGACGAUUUCAUGGAUAGUAGUAGGAAUAUUCAUGAUGCUGAUAAAGAAAAGUGGUCAGAUAGCAGGAAACUUGGAGGUGGGCAUCAUGUCUGUCGAAGCAAAAAAUCGGAACACGGAAAUAGAGUUUUUGGAGAUAAUAGAGUUUCUGAAUCUCCAGAUUGCGACAGGACUCAUGAUACUCAUUAUAGUGAGGAUCAGUUGGACAAAGACAAGCAAAAACACCUCAAUCUUAAAAGUAGACAUCCGAGGCACAACUCAGAUAGUCUAAGAAAAGCAGCAAGACAUUUGGGGGAGAACUUGCAUAGUAUAAUAUCUGAUGAUCGAUGUGGAUCAGUUGUAUCUACAUCUGGGGAUAUCAGCAACCAGGAUCGUUGGGAUCCUAAAACUUCUGUGCCAGAAUUUGAAAGAGAAGCUGCUAUGACUGAGUGGAUUGGGUGUGGAAGUCCCAGUCGAUAUGAUGGAUGAAAUAAGUCAGAUAAUGCCAGUUCAUAUUACUUCCAUGAUGACUGAAUUGGUGGGAAACAUGGUUCAGAAUCUAAAGAAGAUAAUUCUGAAAAUACUUUUGCAAAGCACAACAAUUAGAGAAUUAAGUUUCCAAGUAGUGAUUAUGAAAGCUGUCACCAAUUGAAUUUCACACAAGAAUUAUCAGGUGCUCUAUUAAGAGAGCUGAUUCUUGUGCGCAUGUCUUACCAGGAAUACAAAUAUACUCGCUAGAGGUAAUCGUGGAAGAUAUGAUCCCGGUGGCAAGCACUUUGGUUAGAUAGAAGUGUUGGAUAAAAUGUGGUAUUUGCCGGCAUUCUGGAUAAUUUAUUGGCGACACUAUUUCUGAAUUCUUGAGCACCAUUAGUCAGCUUAUGUAUCUAAAAACAAGUUUGUUUUGAAUCCCUAGUAAAUGGUCUCCGGACCAUGUUAACCAUCUGUCCUUUAAAACGAGUACAUGCUUGACCAGGGCGACAUUUAAGUAAUCCCCAAUCCCCAUUUUAAUUGC